Ectocarpus sp. CCAP 1310/34 is the source of this 1925-nucleotide messenger RNA. Lineage: Eukaryota; Phaeophyceae; Ectocarpales; Ectocarpaceae. The record is from the annotation of a GenBank genome assembly.
AUGACGUCAUCUGACCAGGUGAAAAUACACAGCCUCAACGGUCUCCAAAUCUACAAAACAGCCGGUCAGGUUGAGCGCAGCACGCACACUCAGUCUGAUCCCCACCGCCAGCCUCCCUUUGUAUGCGGAGUAGCCGGCAUUUUGGAUCCCUGCCGUGGUGCCACAUACAUAACUCUCUCCGAUAGGACUUGAGGCUUGGCGGGAAGGCUGUAUCGAGUUCGCGCACUGCUGUUCUUCCACAUUGACCGUAAGCCUGACAUCAACUUCUUCUGCUGCACAAUCGAAUCCAGGUGUGUGAGUGUGCUGGUUGGACACAAAGUGUCUCUCGUCGAGUACCACACCAAUAAGAUCCACCACUACUGCUCAACACGAAGAUGUGUACUACUCACUGAUGCUGCUGCUGCCCUUGCUGAAGGAUACUCUACAACAUGGCUACGACACACCGGAGAAACACAGGGAAGUCUCGUGCUGCUGCUUGAUGGGGCAGCCAAUGAUUGCAUAGACCCGAUGACUUGAUCUAUUCAAAAUGUUCGCCACCACCUUUCUUUUAUUGCCUCGCUCCUACUCCACCAAGACUGAUUACCCUCCAUUCAUUUGCAAAAGCACUGCAAUCUCUCCCCUCCCAUGUAGUACUUAUAUCACAACCUCCUCUGAUACAUCCCGUCAUUACUCGACACGCAAGGUAGCAAACAUCACGUGAUGGUUUUUUUAAAAUAUCGAAAAGAGCGGGAAAGCAACAAACAGUCGACAUGUUUUGAGAUUCAAAUUCUGUUUGCAAACAUGUACGAUUGUGUAUGUAUGUUUGUUUUUCCUCAUAAUGUACGACACAGCACAAGACUUACCUCCGUUUCCUCUCUCCUACACAACCAAGUUUACUGCCCAUACACACGCAAGAGCACUGCAAUCACUCUCCCCCCAUAAUGCAUACUUUUCGUCACAAUCUCAUUUGAUGAGUCUCAUUAUUACUCGUCAUACACGCAUAUCAAACAACACCAUGGGUAGAGUUGAAAAUCAAAUUGAGCGGGAAAUCAACAACCACCUGACUGACCUGUUCAGAAAUUCAAAAAAUAUAUAUACAGCAUCGAACGGGUAGUCUUUCUGUGUGUAUAUUUGUGAUUCCGAAUAUGUACAGCAGUAGCCUUUAUGAGUGUUGUUGUUGUUGUCUUCACAUUAAAAACCAUCCCGGUCUCUCUAUCCAGUACCUCCUUCUGUCUCAAUCUCUCCGUACUAAUUCAUCACUUGACUCGGCCAAUUUCCGUGGUCACAGGCUAACGUACCUAGAAAAGGUAUACCAAAAUAAAAUGGACCCCAAGGGUCAGCAGAGCGAUAAAAUACAAGAAAACAAAAUAUAAUCAGAAACAAAUAAAAUAAAAUAAAAUAAAUAAUUAGACUAGUGUAUAUUUGUUUUUUCAAAUAGGUACAACAACUACUGCUGUAAUAAACAGUACUUUGUAGUAAAUAGAUAAACUAACGUAUGUCGGUUAUUGCAUACUGCUGUAGCCUUUCUGCACGUAUACUUGUUUUUCCUAAAUACUGCUGUAAAAAGCCCCCCUCGAACGACUAUGAAUUUCGCUCGAACAGGGAGCUUUUAUGUGUUUAACGGGUAGUCUUUCUGUGUGCAUAUUUGUUUUUCCUAAUAUAUAUACUAGUAUGUAUUUUUCUAGAUUAAACCAGCAACUACUGUCAACAUGACAUAUUGCGCCGUGUUCCCUGUGCAGGCCACAUGUAAAUGUACCUACGCAGAUGUUUUUGUGCUAAGCACCAACUGGUAUCACUGAUAUAAAUCAUCAGUGUAUAGGCUUAAACAAACUCGAAAUAAGUCAAGUACCCAGCUGGUUUUCCUCUACUCACUGUAAAGACUUCAACACAUCCCCUUCGAGUGUAGUUAUACCUCGAACGGGUAGUCUUUCUGUGUGUAUAUUUGU